GAGAGAGAGAGAAGGGGGUGGGCAGGCAAAACAAGCCACAUGCAUAAGGAGGGAGCCAGAGGCACAGAGACAGAGAGGGAGAGUGUGUGCAUCAUGUAUGUGUGAAAACACUGCGCAUGUGUGACGCUGAGGUGCACUGACUGGAGCAGACGGAGAAGGAGAAAGAGGAGUAAUGAACGGCAGCUGAGACAGGAGGAGCAGCAGAGAAGAGGGAAAGAAGGAGAGGUUUACUUGAAGACCAGAGGAAAGACAGGAAGAGGAGAGGAGGACAUACAUGCAGAAACUCACUUUCACUGUACAGAAUAAGCUGAAUAAACUGAGAGAUUUAGGAAGAGGGAUGGAAAAAAGGAGACCAGAGGGAGACGCUCAGCCACAGCUUGGAGGAGAGGGAGCAAGGGUGGGAGAGUGAAGGACAAAAGGUACCAGAGAGGAGAGGAGAAGCAGGAACGAGGGAUGCAGAGCUCGACGAAGGCAGCCCGAGACAUGACGCAUCCACCUUGCAACAGCUUCCUCCAUCUUACACCUCCUCCCUCCGCCACAGCUCGCUCUUCAUCCUGCUAGAAUCAAACGCACAGGAGAGCAUCCUCAUCCCUGAACAAAGAGACUGAACGGUUUAUCUUCACAGAGCAGCAUCAGCAACGUCAACAAAUGGAAACCAGAAAAGACUGAAAGAAGACAAGUGCGUAGACAGACAGGUAGAUGGUCCAAAGCAAUUCUGAGGGCUCAUUAUGCAUCUGAGUCUGUGAAAAGAGGGGAGAAAAGCACAGAGGGAUCCUUCAGACUGUUAUCACUUCUUCUGCUCAUUUGGGAGGACUAUCUGAAAGUUAAAAAAAAAACCUUCACUCCCACCUCUGAGGAAUUCAGGAGCCUUGGAGCUUGAAGGAGUCACUGCAACAGCUUUCUGAAGCAUUUAGGAAACCUCCCAGAAAAAGACCUCCUCCCUGUUUCUUAUCAACAAUCCGCCCAGAAGGGUCACACAGGGUCGCCUGGCCAAACUGGACCAAGAGCAGAGAGAAAGACUGCAGGUUGUUCUUUCUUUUUCAUACACACAAAAAAAAAAAACGUGUAACACAACCGCAGUCAAAAACAGGAAGUUGAGCAGGCGUUAAAGCGAGAACCACUGGUAGAGGCUAGUUUAAAAAGGCAAGAGUUUCCUUGGCAGGCCACAGGAUAUGUUUUAAGACAAUACCUCUUGGACUUGUCUGAACUGCCUGAACUCAACCCCCCUCUACGCUGUGAAUGCAGAAAUCCACCAACUUGUACUGUAUGUAUAAAUGUGAGCGUCUGUGUGCAUAUGAGAUUAUUUAUUAGAGUCAUUACUGAGUGAGAACAUAUCUUUGUGCUAAGCCGUCUUUGUGUGUGAAUUUACUGUAAACAGCCAUCAGAGACAGCACAGGAUCAUCAGCAUAAAACCAGGCAGGGGUGUCCAGCGCUGAUUAGAGCCACAGACCCUCUCUCUACCACCUCCAAAAACGUGCGAAUGUCCUGCCUCAGGCGUCAGCCCGUCACCAUCCCUAUGGAUACCGUCAAGAUCAUCCAGUCGGAGAAGUUCCCCAGAGAGUGCCCUGUGCCUGUCACCCAGCCGCGCUAUGCCCCACCCCCCAGAGUGGCGUGGGACGGCGGAGGCGAAGGCGAAAUCAUCGUCAACCAGGCCUGCAGCGACCUGACCCUUGACAUCACAGGGUCUCCCCGGCCUAUGGUGUCCCCCUCGGCCCCCGUGAUGCGCAGGGAGCAGACCUUCCUGGCGCAGCGUAAAACCAGUGCCAAUGAAAUCUGCUACCACCAGUUCCACUACAAAAUGGAGGACGUCAUAGUCAACCAGUACGUGCUGCGCUCUUCCUCCACCUCCUCCUCCACGUCCUCCUCCUCCUCCUCGGGACCCGUCAUGCCCUGUGAGCCCCUGGACUGCCCCACCUGCGGCCACACCUACAACUUUGCCGGCAAGCGUCCGCGCAUCCUCUCCUGCCUGCACUCGGUGUGCGAGGAGUGCCUGCAGAUCCUCUACGAGUCCUGUCCCAAGUACAAGUUCAUCUCCUGCCCCACGUGCAGGCGUGAGACAGUGCUGUUCACUGACUAUGGCCUGGCUGCUCUGGCCAUCAACACCAGCAUCCUGAGCCGCUUGCCCUCUGACCCCAACGGGCCCGUGCAGUGGGGCGGGGACGCCGACCGCAGCUGCUACCAGACUGUGCGCCAAUACUGCCAGUCAGCCUGCACCUGCCAGAUCGCCAACCCCUUGUCCUCCUGUGGCAUCAUGUAGACAAGGGGGGACACUGCAGGCAUGACUCGACGCUGCCCCCCCCACCACCACUCUUUACGUCUAUAAGCUAUCCCCUCUCUGCCAACCCCCUCUCUCACACACAGUAAAUAAAUCCCUCCACAGAUGUUAUCUCUAUAUAUUUAAUAGCACAGAUGGAUGCUAUGUGGGACUUAUGGAUGCCGGUGGUUCAAUAAAUAGUAAAUAAAUGUAUUUUAUGUAUGGACUGGAAUCCUAUUCACCCUCUCUCGUUUGGUUGGACGUGUUUGUCAUUGACAUCUCUUUACAUGGGAAUGCCAGGGGAGGUCUAUCCCCCCAACCUAGGUGAAUAAAGAUUAAAUAAAUGAUAA
Molecule: messenger RNA, 2604 nt
Organism: Plectropomus leopardus (leopard coralgrouper)
Lineage: Eukaryota; Metazoa; Chordata; Actinopteri; Perciformes; Serranidae
Source: RefSeq, a predicted model, not a curated record